Ixodes scapularis (black-legged tick) is the source of this 2158-nucleotide messenger RNA. Its product is annotated as ribosomal RNA-processing protein 8. The transcript has 5 exons. Gene Ontology annotation, biological process: rDNA heterochromatin formation; cellular response to glucose starvation; regulation of transcription by glucose. The record is from RefSeq and is a predicted model, not a curated record. The coding region runs from base 269 to 2068 and encodes 599 amino acids. Gene Ontology annotation, molecular function: methyltransferase activity. NCBI's taxonomy places the organism in Eukaryota, Metazoa, Arthropoda, Arachnida, Ixodida, Ixodidae. Gene Ontology annotation, cellular component: chromatin silencing complex; rDNA heterochromatin; nucleolus.
CAUGAUUAUCAUCAUCAUCACCACCACGCGAACGGAUUCCCUACGCUUACUGUACGUGUGUUUGUUGCGAUUCGCAAUAACUGCGAUGUCCUAUUCGAUUCCCCAAGUUUUAUCUCUGAUAUGAGCUACCGCCGCUUUAACAAUAUGUUUACGUGAAGUUCUUAAACGCCGGAGCUCUUGUUCAAGACUCGCCGACCUCGCACAGCCCGAUACUCGACGUCUGGUACGUGUCUCAACGUUUCUGGUUCCUGUGUUAGGCGAAUCUAAAAUGAAACCCAAGUUAAUCCAUCCUAAACAUCCGAAGCAUGUACGGGUUACCAGCACUUCGGAAGUUUUAGCUUGUAAAAUCGGCGCCAAGAAGCGUUCACAUUUGAAGCAGACUUCGCUAUCUUCAACGAAGCAAACGGCGUUCGUUCCUUUUGAAGCAGACUCCGUUCCGUUCAGUCAUUCGCCGAUCUCCAAGAAAUCUGUUGGUCCUGUCGAACAACUGUUCCCGUCGCCUAAACGAAAAAAGGGAGACUAUGAGGUGGCGGUUAAAGCCAAGCGACAGAAGUAUCUUAACACCGACCGUGAUACUGAGACAUCGGUUAAACCCACAAGAGAACGCCGCUCCAAGCUCCAAAAGCCGAAGUUAAAAAGUCGAGCCGAGGCGGAAGAUGAAAGUGCCAGCGAAGCUCGGUUGUUAGACGAACUUAGGAGCGGGGUGACUUCGAUUUUAAGCGGUCUGGAUCCCGACGAAAACUUCCAGCGGCCGCGGCCGUUGCGUCCCGAGGCCAAGACUAAGCACCUGGCGCCAGCACCACAGGACAGCCCAUCGAAAGAGGGGGAGGACGAGAGGAAAAAAAAACGCCGUAAAAAGAAGAGAAAGUCGGCCACAAACAGCGCCGAUUUGGGUACUAGGACGAAAGCAAGUACCUCCAAGGCUUCACUUGACAAGUUGGAAGCCGGUUACUCUUCUAACGAGCCAGGAAUUAGUCGCAAGGUGAGCUCUGCAAAGAAUCAGAUGACCGCCAGCAAGGCGCCCCAACCCACCCGUUUCGACAAGCAAGGCAAGUCUGCCAGGAGUGGCGUCCCAACAAACCUUGACCCCCAAAUUACUAAGGAAGAGUGCUUGAAGGAACAACCUACGUUGACAAAAUGCAAGAAGAGGAAGCGGCAUAGGAAGCUUACUGCACACGCACCAACAAGCGAGUUAGACGGUUCCAAACCUCUUGCGUGCGACAAGCGGGCAAAAGGUGACUACGGCACUGCCAAAAGCCACCGACAGGAACUUUCCGACGAUGAAGCAACGGCUGAAGCGGACGUCGCCGAGGGAGACGACGACAGCGAACCAAACGUGGCCCCGCUGCAGGGCUCCAAGAAGGCAAAGAGCAAGUGGAGUUUGUCGUCGGGUCCAGCGUCUUCGCAAGACGUCAGAGAGAGAGCCCUCGAACGACUGCGGGCCGCUCGGUUUCGUCUGCUCAACGAAGAACUCUACACGUCGCAGAGUGCCGACGCCGUUCGUUCGUUUGAGGAGGAUCCGAAAGCUUUCCAGGUCUAUCACGAGGGUUUCGAAAGACAGGUCUCCAAGUGGCCCGUCAAUCCCGUGGACGUCAUCAUCGAUUCUCUGCGGAGCAUGCCCAACACGACUGUGAUUGCUGAUCUGGGCUGUGGAGAGGCCAAGAUUGCACGCACACUGACCAAAAAGAAGGUUCACUCGUUCGACCUGAAGGCACUCAAUGAUCAAGUCACAGUCUGCGAUAUGAGCAGGCUCCCGCUGUACAGGCAGACUGUUGAUGUGGCCGUCUUCUGUCUCUCUCUGAUGGGAACAAACCUGAAUGCCUUCAUCCUGGAAGCAAACCGGAUCCUCAAGAAAGGGGGCCUGCUGAAAAUUGCAGAGGUGAAAAGCAGGUUCAGGAACAUUGACGGCUUCCCCAAGGCAAUGAAGAAGUUUGGCUUCCAGUUCGUCCAGAAGGAUGACAGCAACAAGAUGUUUGUGCUGUUCGAUUUUAAGAAGCUGAGAAGCACCUCCAAGCAUCCUUACUUGCCUCAGCUGAAGCUGAUGCCCUGCCUCUACAAAAAGCGGUGAAGUGGGUCAUGGUUUCGACACGGCAGCCAGAACACAUUUUGUGACGUAACGAGAAUCAUAAAUGUUGCACGAGUGUGGUUCACGGACAUC